Messenger RNA from Tetranychus urticae (two-spotted spider mite), 4272 nucleotides. The record is from RefSeq and is a predicted model, not a curated record. NCBI's taxonomy places the organism in Eukaryota, Metazoa, Arthropoda, Arachnida, Trombidiformes, Tetranychidae.
UCAAUGUCUAUAGUGAUCAUUUGAAGGGAAUUGAAUCAACUUGGCUGCUAAUUUGAAAGCUAACUUGAACAUUUAAAGUGAUUAGUGCUAUUGGGAUGAUGAGUAUCAAUAUUAAUAUGCCAGCAUCGUCAUCGUCUUGUUUGUCUUCACCAAAGAGUAAUUUGAUUGAUAGUCACUGGAAUGAAUCAAAUGAUCAGCCAACUCAUGGAUCAGAAGCUGUUUACGAGAUUUACAACAAUGAUAAUCCUUGUAGUAACCAUAAUACCAAUAGUGAAGAUGAUCCGUUGAACCUUCAAGGGAAGCAGCAACAGGACAAUAUGAUCAACUCCAUUGGGUCAAGCAAUGGCUGUAAAAAUGGUAAUGAAAAUGGUAUUAAUAAUGGCAAUGGUACUGGUGUUGGAAGUAAUCGCGGUGGCAAUGGAAGCAAUAGAAAUCAAAUUGAUCACCAUUCUCACCACUCUCAUCAUAACCAUCAUCAUCAUCAUCAUACAAGUUAUUCAAUCCUUCGAGAUGCUGAUUCAACUGUGGUUGACUAUGGUUAUGAAAGUACAACAACAACAACUGGUGUCUAUCAAUCUCGUCUGAAUGUUAACCAUCAACAUCAUCAUAAUCAUCACCGCAAUUCAAAUGUUAUUCAUAGUACACUUGAUGGUAAACGGAACCAUUCAUUAGCCACUAUCGAAAUGAAACAUCAACAAUUGACUCCAAAUCGAUCCUCAUUGAGACCACAUUCAACUCCGGCAACGUUGCUUUGGUUAGAGGAAAACUAUGAGAUUGCUGAAGGUGUUUGUAUUCCUAGAAGCGCACUUUACAUGCAUUAUGUUGAUUUUUGUGCUCGAAACUGUAUACAACCAGUCAAUGCAGCAAGCUUUGGGAAGAUCAUUCGUCAACAAUUCCCUCAACUAACUACCCGUCGACUUGGGACUCGAGGACAAUCAAGGUAUCAUUAUUAUGGAAUUGCUGUUCGUGAAAAUUCAACUUAUUAUCAACUGGCUUAUUCAAAGAAAGCAAUUACAAGCAAUAAUUUACCUGAUUCAUCCCGAGUCUCUGAUAACUUGAAUGGCAACAAAAGUCUAUCUAACCCAAGUCAAGUGAAUUCACAUUCAAGUAUCAACAAUGGCAGUUCAAUGCAAAAUUUAUCUCCAAAUAACAAUGUUAAUCUAAAUCACGGGCCAAAUGGCAAUACCAAUCCAAGUAAUUCAAAUAAUCGUAAUCGAGUUGGAACUGUUUUACCUGAAUUUCCAACACCAAAUAACUUGAAAUUACCUUCUAAUUUGGACAAUGCAAAGACGGAAACCUUUAUUAUGAUGUAUCGAACUCAUUGUCAACGCAUUUUGGAUACAGUUAUUAGAGCCAAUUUUGAUGAGAUUCAAACAUUUGUCCUCUACUUUUGGCAAGGGAUUCCUACUCAUCUAACAUCAAUAUUAACCUCCAAUGCAUUCAUCAAUCUAAUUGGUAUAUGUGACUCCAUAUUGUACAAAUGUAUGGCCAGUGUUUUGCUUCCAUCAGCUCUUCAAACCUUCCCUGACAGUUUAACUCAAAUUAUAAGAAAAUUUACUCAAGAAUUUGGAUGUUGGCUUAAGGUUGCUUUAUACAAUUUACCCGAUACACUUAAAUCAAUCAAAAUUGACCUCUCUCGACAUCUUGGUAAUUUAUUACGACGACAAACUUCAAUCUCUCAUCUUAUCCAAGCAGCUAGAAUGGUUGUAAAUAAUGGCGAUGUAACUCCUCAAAUGAUCUGUGAUUGGAGAUCAUUGUCAAUUGAUUUAAUUACUCGAGAAGCAAUUCAAAGUUCACACAGAAAUGAAUCAAUAAAUAACAUCAAUUUGGACUUCAUCAUUACAGCUUUACGAGAUUUUGGUCGAUUGUUGGAGGAAGAGUCACCAAUUGAGACUUAUUUUGACUGGCUAAAUGCUCUUGUACAGUAUUGCAUUAUAAAUAACUCCAACAAUUUGAGGUACACUUUCAAGGAAAAUUCAAAACAAUUCUUGUCAACAUGGUCGGCAUUUGCAUCCAGGAUAAUUCAUGAGCUUAGUCUCAAUUCAGCUCCAAGCUUUGGUUCUUUUCAUCUUCUCAGACUUCUUUUUGAUGAAUAUCUGCUCUAUAUCGUGGAGUAUUGUCAAAUUGAUGAAUAUAUUAUGGAAUUGAUGGCCAAUAUUAACGUUGAUUUACCACCACAACCUUUGGAGGAUAAUUAUCUGGUUACUUUAGGUGAAACAAGUGAAGAUAAUCAAGAGAGCUGCCCAUCAACAAACUGUCCAAAUUAUACCAAUGAGGCUGUUUCAUUCAACUCACCAGCUGGGACAUCUGAUGAGUUUCGUCCAGUUGAACAGACCAAUGUUAAGAAUGGCCAUGAAUUUAAUCGUAUAAAUAUUAUAUCGCCUGAUAACUGUAAUUAUUCACCUCCAGCUGACCAUUAUUAUCAAGGUUAUCUUAUACAUGAAAAUGGUACUCAUUUGGCUGCCAAUAUGAACAAUCAUUUAGUCAAUGAAGAUCCAAGGAAAUCCUUCAACUGCUCUGGUGACUAUCAUGGCCAUGUCACUGCAAUUUCUCGGACAAAUGAAAACAAUUAUUCUCGCUGUGGUGCUGUUGAAAUUGUUGAACACAAUUUUGCAAUUGGCGAAAUUCAAGCAGAACCUGUUGAAUCAGUAUCGAUAUCAUCUAACUUACCAUCGCAUGUAACUGAAGAUGUAAACUUUACCUUUUGUCCAAAUCUCAAAACAGAGGUUUACACUGAUUUCUGUUGAUUACAUCUUAGGUAAAUCAACUCAUGAAAUUUGCUUAUUCAAACUAUUGAAUCAGUGUUAUGCUUUAAAAUAAAUUAAACUUAUUGGUCUAUUUGCAUAUUGUAAUUUCAAAUUGUUUGUUGAUUCUGGAAGCAAGAUUUUUUUGCUCUUUGUUUUAAAGAUGGGACAAGAAGACGAACGAGUGGAUGAAUAUUUGCUGGUCCAUCCCAAAGCCGAGGAGAUAAAAGAUUAGGGAAAAGUUGAAUAUAAUGAUCGGGGACAGGUGUGUCAGGUUUUCACACUUGUUACUCUUAGGGAAUUCGGGAUUCCCAUUAAUUUUGACGAAAAAGUCAGCGCCACCUAGAUGAAAUCAUUUUGCAACUAAGAAAUCGCUUAGCGACGUUAACCGCUCAUCAGCUGUUUCAGCCAACUUUUAAAAACAUCAAUUUAAAUUUUGUCCACUUGUUGAUCACAUCAACUUACAACUUGUUAGUGAUACUUUUAAGUUUGUGAUAUUGUUUUUAAUUGUUUUUAAUAUUUUCUUUGAGCUUUCAAUAUGUCAGAUUGCGGGUACACAUCAGAAACUGACGAUGCUUCAGAAACUGAAUAUUUUGAAGAUUUGCAAAGGUCGAAAAACGGUCAUGAUGAGGAAACGGCUGAACGGUCAAAGUUUCUCGAUAGUAUUUACCAAGAAAAAUUAGCUGAUCUUCAAGAUCAACUGAGACAAUUAGAUGAAGGAGUGCACCCAGUUUACGUUGAAAGACUUAAAAAAUGUGAACAGGAAGCUCAAGAUCGAUUGCUUGCAAAUGAAUCUUAUUUGUCUUACGAGCGCGAGAAGAUAGAGAGGGAAUAUACCCUUGAUAAACAGGCAGCGAGACAGGAGUUUGAAAAACGCAAAAAGCAACUUAAGGAAAGUUUGAUUGCUGAUCUGCUCGAGGAAAGGAAACGUAUUGAAGCUGAAAGAGCCAACAUGAAAUUGUGCCCUGAUUCUCCAGAACCUGUAGCAAAAACUACUAGAAAAUUAAGAAGAAGGCAAAAUGAUCCUACACCUGCACAACGUAAACGAGCCGUAUCGAAUCAGCUAAAUUACCAAUUGGAUGAAAAAGAAAUCAAUGAAGAUUUAAAAGCUUUAAAACUAAAAUCUAAAUAGUCUUUUUAUAAUUUCAAGCUAAUUGUGAUAUAAUGGCCAAUCGCCUCAUAAUUAGUAAGUGUUUCUAGUCAAAACAAUCAGCAUGCGAAACAAGGUAAAUCUACAUUGUCAUUUUAUCUAAAACUAGUCACCUUUUACUCGAGAUGUCGACUUUUUAACCAUCUCAAGGGUUGUCUUUUUUAAUAAUUUUUAAUUGAAACAUUUGAAACUAAAUAUUUGUCAGUUGCAUUUAUAUUUUUCAUAUUUUUCAAACUUAUGUGUUCACAUAUUCGAUGCAUUUCUGUGCAAAUUUGAUUCCAUCAUUGAUUUUAAACAAUGAAAAUCCAAUAAUAAUUACUGUGAUAAUUCAAAGACUAUUUAUAUUUUUCAAUAAAACGGUUGAAAUACCAAUUUAUU